AUGGCACCCAAACUCACGGAAGAAGAGAUUGAUGAUCUCAUUUACUUUGCGCGAGCAGGAGAGCAGGAGGAUCUGACUGAGACUAUCAAGAGUCUGGCGGAGCGGGAGAAUGUCAGUCCUGCUGAGAUUGUAGCGGCUGCUCAAGAUGCUUCCAACAAGUCAACAUGUUUACACAUGGCGACAGGAAAUGGUCACCUAGAAAUCGUCAGGCAACUCAUCCAAUAUUUCGAUACCCAACCAAAGGAGCAGAAGCAGGCAUUUCUUGACGAGGCAAACGAGGCCGGAAACACAGGCCUUCACUGGGCAGCACUGGGCGGUCACCUCGAUGUCAUCAAGCUGCUCCUGGAGCAAGGCGCUUCCCCCGCGCUGGCAAACGAGCAGAACUACGUUCCUCUUGAUCUGGCCUACUUCAACCACAAGAACGACGUUGCUGAGUACUUCUUGUCAACUGCUAAGAAGCUUGAGGAAAAGAACCAAGAAGAGGGUGGUCUGAGCGCUGCCGUUGGGUCGGUUGAGAUCGAGGAGGGAGAUGAAAAGGUCGAGGAGAAGAAGGAGACCUCAUAG
Messenger RNA from Fusarium fujikuroi IMI 58289, 564 nucleotides. Its product is annotated as related to ankyrin repeat-containing YAR1. Gene Ontology annotation, molecular function: protein binding. The coding region runs from base 1 to 564 and encodes 187 amino acids. The transcript has 2 exons. NCBI's taxonomy places the organism in Eukaryota, Fungi, Ascomycota, Sordariomycetes, Hypocreales, Nectriaceae. The record is from RefSeq and is a predicted model, not a curated record.